This is a messenger RNA of Aureobasidium musti, 930 nucleotides long. NCBI's taxonomy places the organism in Eukaryota, Fungi, Ascomycota, Dothideomycetes, Dothideales, Saccotheciaceae. The record is from the annotation of a GenBank genome assembly.
AUGAAUCGUUUACCAACACUUGAUCCUCAUGUUCUCACCAUUGCAGAUCUCAAGGAGGCAGCAUGUCGCGACAUGCCGGCGAUGUAUAGAGACUAUUAUAACGAAGGUGCCAUGGACUUGAUCACGUACGUUAUCCUCGAGACGUGGAGAGUAUCUCGCUCAUUUGCGUACAAACAGCNNCUCAAGGACAACGAAGCAGCCUUCAAUCGCUACAAAAUUCGACCUCGGGUCAUGAUCAAUGUAUCGAAGAUUGAUCUCGAGACUGACAUGUUCGGUACAAAGCACCUUUCGGGUUCAGCCCAGCAGCCAUGCAUGGACUUGCUCACCCAGAUGGCGAACUUGCAACCUCGCGCGCUGCAGCAAAAGCAAACAUCUGCAUGGGUCUAUCAGUCUGCCGGGUACAGAGCCAUAUUUCUCUCGGUAGAUGUACCGGUACUAGGACAAAGAUUGAAUGAGCAUAAGAAUAAAUUUGAGCUACCUGAAGGACUUCAAUGGCCGAACCUAACUGCUGUGGGCGAAGGCCUCGAAUAUGGCGUUGCUUCUCCAGAAGAUGUCGCAUUGGCGAUACAGCACAAGGUCGAUGGUAUCAUGAUCUCCAACCAUGGUGGUCGUCAGCUUGAUGGUGUCCCUGCAACGCUCGAUAGCCUUCGAGAUUGUGCUUCGGUUGCCAAAGGCAAGAUUCCGAUUGCAUUUGAUGGUGGUGUGAGAAGGGGUAGUGAUAUUUUCAAAGCAUUGGCAUUAGGUGCUGAUUUUGUGUUCAUGGGGAGAGUGCCGAUAUGGGGACUUGCGCAAGGUGUUGAACUUGCGGUCAAGAUCUUGAUGGCCGAGUUGAGAAUGACCAUGGCAUUGGCUGGAUGUCGCACUGUCAAGGAGAUCAACCGAGGCCAUCUUGCGGUACUGAAGGGCGAUGGAGUGCUGUGUAAGUUGUAG